This is a messenger RNA of Esox lucius (northern pike), 928 nucleotides long. It is a transcript of the gene hacd4, whose product is annotated as 3-hydroxyacyl-CoA dehydratase 4. The transcript has 7 exons. The record is from RefSeq and is a predicted model, not a curated record. Lineage: Eukaryota; Metazoa; Chordata; Actinopteri; Esociformes; Esocidae. The coding region runs from base 60 to 815 and encodes 251 amino acids. Gene Ontology annotation, molecular function: 3-hydroxyacyl-CoA dehydratase activity. Gene Ontology annotation, biological process: very long-chain fatty acid biosynthetic process; sphingolipid biosynthetic process; fatty acid elongation. Gene Ontology annotation, cellular component: endoplasmic reticulum membrane.
UAAGUCUCGCGAUGUUGCGUCUCUGGUUCUAAAAACGCUGUUUUUAACUUGCAAGACAGAUGUCAACUUCCUCGACAAGUAUUUCCAGAGGUAUCAGGAAACAAGUUAAGCGACAGCAAUUUUCGGGGCUUUCUGAUAAAAUGAGACUCAGCAUCCGACUUGCUUACCUUUUCAUGUAUAACCUGCUUCAGUUCUGUGGACACACAUGGAUAUUUGCAAACAUGACGGCCAGGUUUCUCACAUUUGGGAAAGAUGCCCUUGUCGACACUUUUUACACGGUGGGGGUCGUGAUGAGUGUGUGCCAGCUGUUGUCCGUUCUGGAGCUCUUCCACAUCGCCGAUGAGAUCGUUAAGGGACACCUUCUGCUGCGUUUCUUCCAAGUAGUCUCACGGAACUUUCUACUGUUCGUGGUGAUCAUUGGUCAAGAGGAGGUCCAGAGAGAACCAGUUGUGUGUUCCCUGUUUUACCUGUGGAAUACUCUAGAUCUUUUAAGGUAUACCCACGUACUCCUGAGUUUGGUGGCUUUGCGUUCCUUUCCCAUGCUGUGGGCUCGGUACACUCUGUCCAUCCCCGUCUACAUAUUCUCAGUCAUCACCCAAGGCAUGACAAUUUACCAAGCACUACCUCACUUUGAGUCAAUGGGAACAUACUCAUUUGAGCUCAGUUUGCCUUCGCCUGUAUACGUCCACUUCUCCAUUCUGCUCAAGGCGUAUUUACCUUUACUGGCUGUUGGGGCUUGUGUUAUAGUGUCGCAUUCAGUGAAGGAGAGAAAACUGCAACUUGAGAACUGGAACAAGAAGAUUAAAAGAAAAUGAUGUGGACUGAUUCGUCUUGUCAGACAUGUAUCUUUUUGAACUUGCAUAUGACCCCUCCUUCAAAAUGACAACAGUAUCCUCCCGAGAAGGAUUCUUUCAAACAUAAUCAAAAU